Messenger RNA from Miscanthus lutarioriparius, 928 nucleotides. Lineage: Eukaryota; Viridiplantae; Streptophyta; Magnoliopsida; Poales; Poaceae. The record is from the annotation of a GenBank genome assembly.
GUCACCUCGAUCCUUCUCCUACUACUUUCUGGCCACCCGAGUAAUUGCUACUUAUAGUGCGAGCUGCUGGAAAAUGAAGAGGAAACCAGGUAAUGCUCAACGGAGCGCGGGUGAACGACGGAGCGCGGGUGAACGACGGAGCGCCAAGUCACCGAAGAUUCAUCACGAGCUUCGGCCCAUACUGAGCAGCUCAUCCUCAUCUGCCCACUCCAGACAGCCGAGGAUGCCACAUAAAUGGUUGUAUGAACAUGAUAUUGCUUACCUCGAGGAAGUUCGAGCAGUUCUUCAUGGCAAUCCAAAGCCUAAGGCAAAAAAAGAGUUACACGAAAAGACUGCGAAUAGGUUGAGUGUGAGAUUUGGGAAGACGUUCACAACGAAGAUGGUUAAGGAAAGGUAUUAUGCUUAUAGAGACCAGUGGACAAACCAAAGCCCCGGCCCCGAUGGAGCUCGUACGAUGGUUACUAUACGCAAAAAAGAACGUAUCGAUGGCCAUGAAGAGACGUUCGAAGCCUUGUUUGCUGAUGAUGCAGGCACAAGUUCAGGUGCACUGAGUCUUCAAUCGGAGCCCACUACUGUUAGUUUUCCACUGAAUGGUGUGACUCGUAGUGAUCCGAGUUUUUGUGGUGGUGCUGGCGGUGUGCCGAUAACUAGGAAGUUACACCCUGACGUACAAGCUGCAGUUAAGUAUUUGUCUGGAGGGAAUGGAGAAAAAUAUUCCUGUGGCAAAGAGCUGUUGAUAUUUACACAAAUGCUGUGUAACGUUGAUUUCCUUGUGGAAAACUUUCACCUUAUGCCUGAUGACUAUGUAAAGAGGAGAAGCUCCCUCAUUGAUGUGUUUAAACAUGGAGGAGAAGGUGUGCCCAAGAUACCUGAAGAUGAACUACCUGAAGACUUCAAAAAGGGACCACCUAAAGAGUCUAAAGAGUGA